Molecule: messenger RNA, 1341 nt
Organism: Tarenaya hassleriana
Lineage: Eukaryota; Viridiplantae; Streptophyta; Magnoliopsida; Brassicales; Cleomaceae
Exons: 1
Coding region: 63-1091 (342 amino acids)
Source: RefSeq, a predicted model, not a curated record
CUUCACCACCGUUUUCCAUCAUCUUCUUCCACCUUCACUCGCCCCCUCCUCCUCGCGCUCCAAUGGCGAUGUCACAUCCUCCUCCUGUCAAUCUCUGGCUACUCCUCUCGGAAUCGAAGCGUAUAAUCAACGCUCACUCCCGCCAUUUCUUGGCGCUUUCCGUCCUCUUCCUUCUCCCUCUCUGCUUCUCCGCUACAGUUUACCCCUCCGUCAUCCGCCUCCUCUCCGACCAAUCUACUGCUCCAGACAGCGUUUCGCUCCUCCGAAGCGGUCUCAAGUACCAUCCAAGCGCCGCCGCCAGCAAUACCGUGGUUCUGCUUCAGAUUGUUUACUCCGUUGUAUCCACCGUCUUCAACCUCUUGGCUACUGGAUCGAUCACGUACAGUGUGUUGCAGGGAUUCUAUGGUCGUCCUGUGAAGCUUUUGCCCGCCAUCAAAUCGGGUUUCGCUUCGUUUUUCCCUCUCCUGGGUACUUCAAUCUCAAUCCAAAUUAUCGUGUUCGGAGUUACAGCGAUCCUGGUGUUUUCUGCGAUCGUUCUGAACAUGGGAUUUGAUUUAUUUGGCAUCGAAAUCAAUUUCUCGUCACCGUAUUCCCUCGCUCUGGUCAUUGUUUUAGCGAUCGUGUUGAUCGCGAUCGUGACUAACCUCUGUGUCGAUUGGAUCCUAGUGAGGGUAAUCGUUGUGAUUGAAUCGAAGUGGGGGUUUACGCCAUUAAAGCGAAGCAAAACCUUGGUCAAAGGGAUGAGAGGCGUUUCCUUCUCUCUCACCCUCUUCUUCGUCUUCACCGGAUCCGUUCUCACAUGGAGCAGCUUCCUCGACUCCUUCGCAAAACUCGCCGGCAGCGACGGAGCCACCGACGAAACGCGGUGGACAAACGCGUUUUUCGUCCUCAAGAUCGUGAUCACGUCGGCGUUUCUGACGCUGCUUUUGCUGUACAACAUGGCGGCGAUCACCGUAUUGUACGUGUAUUGCAAGGCCGCUCACGGCGAGUUUGGGUCGGAGAUCGGAGCAGAGUUCGCCGAAGAAUACGCGAGCUUGCCUUUCGACGAUGGUAAAGUUUUUCACUUGGUAUCUGCAGCUGACAACGUCUGAUCAUCCCAUCUUUUGCUUCUGCGUUUGAAAAUUUUCGAUCUUUUGUUGUUUUUUUUUGUUAAUAAUCUUUUGUUGUUUUUUGUUUGUGGGUUUCUAGAUUUUGAUCGGGAAAGUCUUACGUCUUUUGUUGUAAAAGAGUUUAUACGAAGAACAUGGUUCUAUCGUGUGAACUCAUUGAAUGAAACGACGAAGGCAAUGUCAUGUUGUGGAAAUAGCUAUAAUCAAUUUUACAAUUUUUUUUUUAGUGAUA